This is a messenger RNA of Adineta steineri, 584 nucleotides long. The record is from the annotation of a GenBank genome assembly. Lineage: Eukaryota; Metazoa; Rotifera; Eurotatoria; Adinetida; Adinetidae.
AUGAAUAUUCUAAUUCCAAUGGGUGGUAUUGGUCAUCGUUUUAGCAAAGAAAAUUAUCGUUUUCCUAAACCAUUAAUAAAUAUUGUUGGUCGACCAAUGUUAUUUUGGUUAUUAGAUAAUUUAGAUACGAAGGAAGAUGAUAUUAUUUAUCUUGGAUUAUUAGAAAGUUUAGAAAAACAAUUUAAUCUUGUUCAAACAAUCAAAAUGGAAUAUCCAAAUCGAAAAUUUGAAUCGGUUGUAAUAGAUUUUGAAACACGAGGAGCUGUCGAAACAUUAUUUAUAAUGUUACAAUUUUUAAAUCCAGAUCGUUUAGAUUGUAAAACAAUUUCUCUUGAUUGUGAUACAAUUUAUUUUCAACCUAUCCUCGAAAAAUUUCGUCGUCUACCAAGCGAAAUCAAUGCUUCAUUUUUCUUCGAAGAUAAUGGAGGAAAACCAGUUUUUUCAUAUUUAAAAUUAGAUGAAAAUCUUACGGAUGAAGGAUAUCAUUCAGUAACAGAUGUACGAGAAAAAAUCAUGAUUUCAACUCAUGCAAAUACAGGAGCUUAUGCAUUUCGUUCAGCAAGAAUUUUAAAACAAUAUUGUAU